Odocoileus virginianus texanus is the source of this 1356-nucleotide messenger RNA. Lineage: Eukaryota; Metazoa; Chordata; Mammalia; Artiodactyla; Cervidae. The record is from RefSeq and is a predicted model, not a curated record.
UACAAAUGGUAAUGCAACUUUAAGAAAAAUGGCCCUGUCAGCCCAACAGAUAUCCAGAUGGCUCGACUCAAGUAAGUUGAGUAGCUUCAUGACUGCUCUGCAACUCAGAAAACAUUUUCAGAUACCAGGAACAACAUUGUCGUGUGGCGUUUUUGCUCAGCCCCAUGUGUCCUCUGAGGGUUGCUUUCUCCAGUGGGGUUUUAGGACUUACAGGACUUCCUCCCUGUGGAAUAGUUCCCAGUCUGCCGACUCAAGUAGGCAAGAGAUUAAUUGUGCCCAAAACACUUUGCUUCCUUCCGUGAAUGAGCCGUCACAGAGGACACCAAAGAUACCCGGCCUUGAUUCUGAGAUGUCUCUAGAAGGUAAUUUUCAGCUUUCGGAAAACUCACCCCUNCAGCCGAUUUCUGAUGAGGAGGCUGUUCAGAUUAUCGCAGGCCCUCCUUUGCCCCCAUCUUCAGUCACACUUCGAGACUAUGUGGAUCAUUCCGAAACUCUAAGGAAGUUAGUGCUUCUAGGAGUGGAUUUAUCCAAGAUAGAAAAACAUCCCGAUGCAGCCAACCUCCUCCUGCGACUGGAUUUUGAAAGAGACAUUAAGCAAAUGCUCCUGUUUCUUAAAGAUUUGGGCAUAGAGGAUACCCAACUGGGACCAUUCCUGACAAAAAACUAUGCUUUUUUCUCUGAAGACCUUGAAAAUCUGAAGACCAGGGUGGCUUAUCUACAGUCAAAAAAUUUCAGUAAGGCGGAUAUUGCACAGAUGGUCAGAAAUGCACCAUUUCUUCUGAGUUUUUCAGUGGAGAGAUUGGAUAACAGACUGGGAUUUUUUCAGAAAGAACUUGAACUUAGUGUGAAGAAGACUCGAGAUCUGGUAAUUCGUCUCCCAAGGCUACUAACUGGAAGUCUGGAGCCUGUGAAGGAAAACAUGAAGGUUUUUCGGCUUGAACUAGGUUUUCAGCAGAAUGAAAUUCAACACAUGAUCACCAAAAUCCCAAAGAUGCUGACUGCAAAUAAAAGGAAACUCACUGAGAUUUUCGACUACGUGCACAAUGUGAUGUGUGUGCCCCACCACAUCAUCGUCAGGUUCCCGCAGGUAUUUAAUACAAGGCUGUUUAAAGUCAAAGAAAGACAUUUGUUUCUUGCCUAUUUAGGAAGAGCACAGUAUGACCCGACAAAACCUAACUACAUCUCUUUAGACAAAUUGGUAUCUGUGCCUGAUGGAAUAUUUUGUGAAGGGAUGGCCAAGGCAUCAGUACGGGACUUUGAAAAAUUCUUAAAAACUCUUUAGUUUUUGAUGUAUGGUAGAAUGUAAUGAUGUAAAGUGAAUAUAUAUAUGAAUAAAUUAACAUAUUUUUAAAUAAA